CUUCGGAUAAAAUUAGUGACGAAGAACUAGGAUUAUCCUUAGCACUUAGCAGGUCCAAGUAACGAUGCUCUAACACACGUAAAUUCUUCAUCCCGUUAAUAAUUACUCGACUAUCGUACUGGUUUCAAAAUAAUCUCAACACAGAACCACCGACUUCAGCGGGUCGACAAAUCCAGUGCAAAUCUAUCAUACAUUUCUAUUUGAUUUUUGAAUAUAAUUCAAGUACAUUGAACGGAGACAAUAGAAGAUGUUCGGAAUACUGGCGUCAACGCUUUUGAAUGCCACCAGGCAAGUUGCUCCGAGGUUCCUUCAGAGGCAGCUCCACGCUGUGUCCCAAGGUUUGAUUACAAAGGGCUUGUGUGCUCCGGGUAUCGAGAAUACCGUAACAGGAGGAAGUUGGGCGUUGAUCCCUGUACGAACUCACGUACGUAAUCAUUUUCCUUAUCCAAUGGAGCAAAGGCGCAUCAAACGACACGGCUACUGGAAAAGAAUGUCCACACUCAGCGGCAGAAGAAUUCUGAUGAGGAGAAUUUUAAAAGGAAGACAUGUGCUUAGCCAUUGAACGUGAUAUAAAUUGUCUUUCAAAUAUUAAUAGCUGGUAUUUCAGAACAGUUACAAUGAUCUUUAUUUCACAUUGAAUAAACUUUGCAACAGUUAGAAACUGA
Molecule: messenger RNA, 665 nt
Organism: Athalia rosae (coleseed sawfly)
Lineage: Eukaryota; Metazoa; Arthropoda; Insecta; Hymenoptera; Athaliidae
Gene: mRpL34
Product: 39S ribosomal protein L34, mitochondrial
Exons: 3
Coding region: 248-562 (104 amino acids)
Biological process (GO): translation
Cellular component (GO): mitochondrial large ribosomal subunit; ribosome
Molecular function (GO): structural constituent of ribosome
Source: RefSeq, a predicted model, not a curated record